Molecule: messenger RNA, 1222 nt
Organism: Onthophagus taurus
Lineage: Eukaryota; Metazoa; Arthropoda; Insecta; Coleoptera; Scarabaeidae
Product: E3 ubiquitin-protein ligase TM129
Biological process (GO): protein ubiquitination
Cellular component (GO): endoplasmic reticulum; membrane
Molecular function (GO): ubiquitin protein ligase activity
Source: RefSeq, a predicted model, not a curated record
CGGAGUAAAAAUUUUGAGGUUAGAACCAAUGUCAAUUUUGACAAUUAAUAAACAUGGAUACUGACAUUUUUUACACAAUUCUCUAUUUAAUUCUUUCCGUUUGUAUAAUUUAUCCACCAAGUGAAUUUAUAAGCGCCGGGGUAACAAUACCCAACUUAUUUUCGUUUUUAUUAGGCUCAGAACACACUCAAUUUAUACAUUAUCAUAUCAAAAGAUCUUGUAUAACAUUAUUGGUGUAUUCUUUUAUUCCUUUGGGGUACUUCCUCGGAUAUUUAGCUUUUGUCUCUGAUAACAAGUUAUAUCAAGUAUGGGUUCUUGGAAAUUCAUACAUCAAACAAGGUAUUUUUGCAAUAGCAGUGAUUUUGCCCUUAAUGGCUGUAUAUCAAUUAUUAAAUUGGUGUAGAAAUAAUUAUGAGGAUCAUCCAAUAACAAAGAACAUUAAAAAAUUCUUAAAUAACAACAAUAAUGAUUGGAACACUGUUGCUUCUGAUAUUAACUCCGAAUAUCGGAGUAUUGAUAAAAUUGCAAUUCAAACAAAUAGCAUUUGUAGAAUUAUAGCAACUGAAAAUUGGGUUAUGAAAAUAACCCCUUUAACAAUUUAUUUAAUCCAUCAAAGUGAUGCUUCUCUUGUUGUAAAUCGAUGUGAAACUCACUAUAUGUCUCAAGAUAGUAGAGAUGAAGUGCAAUACAUAAACAUAGAAGUCACAUCAAGAAGAAAUAACAUAGAUCCUUUUACAAUUCGUUUAAACUCAACAGAUUUUCAAGAUUUACAAGAUCGAAUAUCUAGAUCAAUUGAUAUUUUACCAGAUGUGCAAUUUAAGAAAACCACCAUUGAAAAAUUUUUAGAAGUGUUUAAUGAAAACAUUGAUAAAAACCCUAAAUAUUAUACACAAGAAGUUUCAGAUCAAUGUAUAGGUUGUAUGCAAAGAACCACUUAUGUAAAAUUAUUAAAACAAUGUCAGAAUGAUGAAGGAAAUCAAAAUAAUUGUACAAAUUGUUAUUGUAGACCUAUGUGGUGUAAAGAUUGCAUGGGACGAUGGUUCGCAUCAAGACAAAAAGAUGAGGAGAGACAUAAAUGGUUAUCUUUAAAGUGUACAUGUCCCAUGUGUAGGGCUAAAUUUUGCAUUUUAGAUGUUUGUGUUGUUGAUAAUGAAAGUAAUGAUGUUGUUGAUGAGUUAUAGUGUGUGGAUAUUUUGAAAUAAACUUUAUUUACUUGAAAUGA